This is a messenger RNA of Dreissena polymorpha, 3279 nucleotides long. Its product is annotated as adenosine receptor A1-like. The record is from RefSeq and is a predicted model, not a curated record. Bases 79 to 1257 code for a protein of 392 amino acids. Gene Ontology annotation, biological process: G protein-coupled adenosine receptor signaling pathway. Gene Ontology annotation, molecular function: G protein-coupled adenosine receptor activity. NCBI's taxonomy places the organism in Eukaryota, Metazoa, Mollusca, Bivalvia, Myida, Dreissenidae. The transcript is spliced from 2 exons. Gene Ontology annotation, cellular component: membrane.
AGAACAAUCACAUGUCACAGCUAGUCAAAGGGGAAGACAAACAGAACUAGGAAAAACAAAGAUUCAAUAAGCUCGUCAAUGGUGAUGGACCGGACUAGUCAGGUCUACAUAUCAGGGGAGGCGAUCAUUGGAGCAGUCACCUGUCUUGGAAAUGGGCUGGUUAUUGUGGCGGUGUUGCGCAACAGACGACUACAAACUGUAACCAACUGCUUUAUAGUGAGCCUUGCUAUUGCAGAUUUUGUGGUUGGUGUGGUCGUUGCACCCAUAGCUGCCUUGACGUACAUUGGCAUACCUCACGAUUUUCUUGGGUGCGUUUUCAUGAAUUCCAUUGUUGUUGCCUUCACACAGGUCUCCAUUUUCAACCUCCUGGCAGUGGCCUUUGAGAGAUUCUUUGCAAUUAAGCACCCUUUUGAGUAUCACAAAUAUCUGACCAUUCAUCGGGCAAUCUAUAUCAAUGUCAUCGUCUCGGUGAUUGGACUUUUAUUUGGAAUGAUUCCCGUCUUUGGUUGGAACCUGAGGAGCGAAAUGACUGACAAAUGGAAAUGCAAUUUUGUGACAACUGUUGACAUGAACUAUGUCGUGUAUUUCCAUUUCUUUGGCUGCAUUGUGACCCCACUGUUGAUCAUAGUUGGAAUCUACAUUUACAUAUUCCAGGUUGUCAGAAAGCAGAUGUCACAGAUAGUGGCCUUAGAAAUCGCUGCGCCAAGUCAAUCUAAAUCCACUGUCAAAUCGAAAUUCAAACGAGAAAUCAAAGCUGCAAAAUCACUGGCCCUCGUUAUUCUACUGUUUGCAUUGUGCUGGAUACCAAUACAUGUGCUAAACACCAUCAGCCUGACUUGUGGACCAUCUUGUCUCUAUCCUACUGAGCUGUUAUUGUUUACCAUUCUCCUCAGCCACGCAAACUCCGCCUUUAACCCCAUACUAUACGCCUAUGGGAACAGCAACUUCAAGCAGGCCUUCAUGAAAAUGCUCUGCAAUAAGAAUAUCACGCCCGAACACAUCUCAACGUUUCCUAGCUCUCAACCCAAGAAUCGUAACCAAUCCAGCGAUGACAAGGAACCAAACAACAUAGGGGGCAAAGAACCGAGAAGUGUCUCACCCAAAGAUAUUCCUAAUGACCAAACAGGAAAUGGUGUUUGCAGGACACCAACAGUUUCAAGGGCAGACUCGUUUACCAUUAGGAAUAACACAAAGCAUGUCUCAAUGCAGAUUUUUACAGUUGACAAAGAGCAAAUGCAAUCUGACACCUUAUCUUGACAUGUUUCUUUACAAUAAGACCAUAAAUUUAUCAUUUUGUACCUUAGAUCUUAAAUCACCUUGAUUUGCAUACAGCGCAGAAUGAUAAUUUAUAGGGGAUAAAUCUGAUAUUGAAAGAUAUGAGCCAUUUCAAUGAGUUAUAAACAUAUUUGACAUAAUGAUUUGAGGAUUUAGCAUGGAACUAUGGUAUUUUGUAUAGAUAUGAACAGUGCCGGUGAAAACCAGGCUUAAUGCAUGUAUGCAAGGUAUCAUCCCAGAUUAGCAAGUGCAAUUUGCAGUUUUGUGAUAUUGUAAGAAAUACUCCAAUAUGUUGUGUACUCAAGGUUUGUUAGCUCAAAUGAUGUAUUUCAAUUAUUUAUAUUAUUUAUAAAUACACUAUUUAUAUGUCUGGUCAAUUUAGUGAGCAAAAUCAUUGUGUUGCCUUUAUGAUAACCAUACAUAAAAACACUAUUGGCAUUUACUUUCAAGGCAUUGAAAUAUAAUCACACAUUCCAUAACUAUAAUAUACCCUAAUUUCAAAACUGCAGGUUUGGUCAUACGUCAUAAAAAUAUUUUAUCCUAAUACUUCAGCAGAAUAGAUAGGACAACAAACAUAUAACUUUUUUAUUAUAUUAUAUACUCUCCAUAUUGUUUUUAUCACAUUUUUAUUUUGUAUUUUAAGGUCACUAUGUAUUUAAAUGAGCCAUAGUACUCAAUGUUGGAGAAAAAACAACAUAACCAACAACUGGAAAAGCCAUGUGAUGGUUUGACAGGAUUCAAGUUUUUCAUGUUCUUGACCUCACUCGUUAGCCCUCUGCAUCUCAGAAGCAAAGUGAAAAUGGCUAUAUGAAAACAGCAUCAAACCAGAACAGCCUGUGAGUAACUUGCAGUCUGUUCAGGUUUUAUGCUGUUUGCUGCUGAUAAGUACCUAAGGGUUGGAAAUGAAGCCUUUAAAACUGCAAUCUAGUAAGAAAGGUCUUUAAUUAAAUUUAACUUUCUUAGGGACUACAAAUGCGUGAAAAUACGUAUCAAAGUAGUAAAAGGUUAAAAGGCACUUAUAGGAUAAAUUGAGUGUUAGGUGAGUAUUGACAAAAUAAGAGAGUAAUCUUUCUAGCCAGAAACAUUUGAGAUCAUGUCCUGCAUGGCACUCAUCUGUUGCUAAGACUUAUAUGACAAUAUUCACCUUAUAUUCUCUAUAUGUAUACAUUUAAAGAAGGUUUCUGUAUGUUAAGUCAGAUGAAUGCUACCUUCUGUUUUAUGAUUAUUGAAAGAAACCUGCAAUUAAAUUCUUACACUAUACAUAUAUAAUAGAAUAUACAUGUGUAUUGAUAAUUAUUACCAACAGCACAAAUGUAUAUUAAAAUAUAUAUGCAACUUUUUUAAAUAAUUAAACUAACAUACAUAGGUGUUCAAUAUGACAUCACAAAACAAAAUGUAUAUAUUAAAUUAUGAAAAAAUAUCAAAAUUUCAGACUUGAAAAUCUUAAUUAAUUAUAGCAGUAACACAUUUAAUAUAAAGAGGUAUAAAUUAAUUGAACUAUUUAUGGGAAUAAAUAAAGAAUGUGAGAUCAUUUGACAUGAAGAAAAUUGUGGUCUAUGUAUAUUGCCAUGGGGGACAUUUUUCAACCAUAUUUACAUAAGGAUGUUUCCUGGAUAUUUUUAUUAGUAUUAUAACCACUUCAUCAAUGUAAUACUUAACCAUUUAAUCAUACAGAUAAAAAAUGAUUGCAAUUUAUAUAAAGAACACUUGUCAAAUAAACCUAUUAACUAUCAUAGAUAAAUAAAUGUCACUUUGCUACUAGAAAAACAAAAAGUCUAUAUAUGGGAAGAAACUGUGACAUUUCCAAUAAUAAAUGCAGAAAUUGUCAAGUCUAUCAUCAGACAGUCGGAACUAUUUCUAAAUAUAAUACACAACAAGGAUUUUAUUUAAUUAAGUGCCUCCUGAUAUAGUAAUGAAUUUUUAAAAUGUUAAUUAACCAAAUGAAACUCAGCAGUUCAUAACACCAAUUUUUAAAGUAUAUAAAUUUUAUUAGUGAAUUGCGAU